AUGACUUCAGCGAAGGAUCAGAUUGACCAUGUCAAUACUGUUGAACAUGCUCACCCAACUACCCAUGUAGACUUGAAUAAAAAUGUUACCGCCAAAAUACAAAAUCCUUUAGCUGGAUUAUCAGAAGCGACUAUCAUCCGAGACGUAGGAGAAUUCGCACAAGCCAACGAUCUCAACGAUAUCCUCCCUUUGCUCGAGAAAGGUGCCUUGGUAGCGGCUGAUCCAGGGAGUUUCGAAAGCGUAGAGAGAUUGGAGGAAGAAGAGAAAGUGGCUUUACGAUAUGAAGCGGCGCAUAGAUGGAGUCAUCCAAGGACGCUUUAUUUGACAAUUAUUACCUGUUCUCUCGGCGCCGCGGUCCAAGGUUGGGAUCAGACGGGUAGUAAUGGAGCGAAUCUUUCAUUUCCAACAGAGUUUGGUAUCGGUCAGGGAGAUAACCCCGCUUCUCCUCACCACGAUCGUGAUAAUUGGCUUGUGGGUUUGGUUAACGCAGCUCCAUAUAUUGGGUCUGCUUUUUUGGGAUGUUGGCUUAGCGAUCCUUUCAAUGCCUGGUUCGGACGUCGUGGUACAAUCUUUAUUGCAGCUAUCAUUUGUGUCUUUACUCCCAUUGGAGGAGCUUUUUCAAAAUCUUGGGGAACUCUUUUUCUUAGUCGUAUAAUUCUCGGCAUUGGAAUGGGUCUGAAAGGAAGCACGGUGCCAAUUUUUGCCGCGGAGAAUAGCCCAGCUAUGAUUAGAGGUGCAUUAGUUAUGUCAUGGCAAAUGUGGACCGCUUUUGAAUCUCCACGGUGGUUGAUGAAACGAGGAGAAUAUAGAAGAGCCUACGAUUCUCUUUGCCGACUUCGGAAGCACGAUCUUUUCGCUGCUCGUGAUCUCUACUUCAUUGACUGUCAGCUCAAAAUCGAAGCAGCCAUCGUUGGUAAAACCAACUACGUCAGUAGAUUCAUCCAACUCUUCACCAUUCCCCGUGUACGAAGAGCAACGCUUGCAUCGUUCACUGUGAUGAUUGCCCAGCAGAUGUGCGGUAUCAACAUUAUUUCGUUUUAUUCUUCGACUAUUUUCAAGCAGGCUGGUACUAGUGAAAAGAACGCUCUGAUUGCAAGUUUUGGAUUUGGAUUGGUUAAUUUCGUCUUCGCCUGGCCAGCUAUUUGGACUAUUGACACCUUUGGUCGACGCUCUCUACUUCUCUUUACCUUUCCACAGAUGGCUUGGUCUCUCCUCGCAGCUGGUCUCUGCUUCCUCAUCGAUGAGAAAUUAACUGCGCAUAUUGGACUCAUCGCGACAUUUAUUUACAUAUUCGCCGCAUUUUACUCACCAGGAGAAGGACCUGUUCCUUUCACAUACUCAGCGGAAGUGUUCCCCUUAUCACACAGAGAAGUAGGAAUGGGCUGGGCCGUUGCAACAUGUUUAUUCUGGGCAGCCGUUCUCUCAAUCUCUUUCCCUAAGAUUUUAGAAACAUUCCAUCCCGUGGGAGCUUUCUCAUUCUACGCAGGACUCAACAUCGUCGCCUUCGUAAUGAUAUUCCUCUUUGUCCCAGAAACCAAACAACGCACCCUAGAAGAACUCGACUACAUUUUCGCCAUCCCAACCCGCACGUUCAUGAAAUAUCAAAUCACCAAAACCCUUCCAUAUUGGGUUCAACGAUAUGUAUUCAUGAGGAAAAAUGCAGUACUAGAGCCACUCUAUCAUUUUGACGAGACGUCUGAUUUCAGAACGCCCGAUACGAAAAAUUCGGGAAGCCCCGAACAGAUUGAGAAGGUGGAGCCGGAUAAGAGUAGUGGGAAGGAAAGUGCCGAGAUCAAUACUUGA
This is a messenger RNA of Sclerotinia sclerotiorum 1980 UF-70, 1803 nucleotides long. RefSeq lists its product as hypothetical. The coding region runs from base 1 to 1803 and encodes 600 amino acids. Gene Ontology annotation, molecular function: myo-inositol:proton symporter activity. The transcript is spliced from 6 exons. NCBI's taxonomy places the organism in Eukaryota, Fungi, Ascomycota, Leotiomycetes, Helotiales, Sclerotiniaceae. The record is from RefSeq and is a predicted model, not a curated record. Gene Ontology annotation, cellular component: membrane. Gene Ontology annotation, biological process: transmembrane transport.